Messenger RNA from Mesoplodon densirostris (Blainville's beaked whale), 4458 nucleotides. It is a transcript of the gene SIDT2, whose product is annotated as SID1 transmembrane family member 2. The record is from RefSeq and is a predicted model, not a curated record. The transcript is spliced from 26 exons. Bases 562 to 3069 code for a protein of 835 amino acids. Lineage: Eukaryota; Metazoa; Chordata; Mammalia; Artiodactyla; Ziphiidae. Gene Ontology annotation, cellular component: membrane.
CAGCCCUGCUGUUUACCGCCCCGCGGCGUUGCUCGCUCCCCGGAGUUCUGAGCGCCGAAGCCGGAACCCCAGAAACUCGCCGCGUCGCGCGGCGUCGGGUCGCUACCACCUAUCACGCCCCUCACCCUCAGACUCUCCUCCCUUCGCGGCCGACCCCGCCGCCGGCUUCCCCUUCCUCCCGCCGUCCCUCCCUCCCUCCCUCCCUCGCUCCCCUUUCCCGGCGUCUCCAGGCUCCCAGCAACUAGCCGCCUCCGGGCUGUCACGGCCCUGGCGGGCGCCCGCCGGGUCUCCCAGCCGUGCUCGGUCCCUCGCGAGCUGGGGCCCCUUCCUGUGGCCCGUACCCCAACCCCUCCCAGCCGCCCCAUCCCCUCCCUGGCCGCUGAGAGCAUGUCUGCGGCUCCAGGGGAGGGACCGUUUCCUAAUCUCAGGCCGAGGUUAAAGUUCUGGUCCUGGUGAGAUGCUGGAAGCUGCGGCCAGAGCCGCAACCCGCCCUGGAGGUGACCUGUCGCUUAUCGUCGUCGCCGCCGCCGCUGCUGCCGCCACUGCCGCCCGGCCGGGGCCAUGUUCGCUCUGGGCUUGCCCUUCUUGGCACUCUUGGUGGCCUCGGUCGAGAGCCAUCUGGGGGUUCUGGGGCCUAAGAACGUCUCGCAGAAAGACGCCGAGUUUGAGCGCACCUACGUGGAUGAGGUCAACAGCGAGCUGGUCAACAUCUACACCUUCAACCAUACUGUGACCCGCAACCGGACAGAGGGCGUGAGAGUGUCCGUGAAUGUCCUGAACAAGCAGAAGGGGGCUCCUUUGCUGUUUGUGGUCCGCCAGAAGGAGGCGGUGGUGUCCUUCCAGGUGCCCCUGAUCCUGCGAGGGAUGUUUCAGCGCAAGUACCUCUACCAAAAGGUGGAGCGAACGCUGUGUCAGCCCCCCACCAAGAAUGAGUCCGAGGUCCAGUUCUUCUACGUGGAUGUGUCCACCCUGUCACCAGUCAACACCACGUACCAGCUGCGCGUCAGCCGAAUGGAUGACUUCGUGCUCAGGACCGGAGAGCAGUUCAGCUUCAAUACCACGGCGGCGCAGCCCCAGUACUUCAAGUAUGAGUUCCCGGAAGGAGUGGACUCAGUCAUUGUCAAGGUGACCUCCAACAAGGCCUUCCCCUGCUCAGUCAUCUCCAUCCAGGAUGUCCUGUGCCCUGUCUAUGACCUAGACAACAACGUAGCCUUCAUUGGCAUGUACCAGACUAUGACCAAGAAGGCAGCCAUCACCGUGCAGCGCAAAGACUUCCCCAGCAACAGCUUUUACGUGGUAGUGGUGGUGAAAACUGAAGACCAAGCCUGUGGAGGCUCCCUGCCUUUCUACCCCUUUAUAGAAGGUGAACCGGUCGAUCAGGGGCACCGCCAGAAAACCCUGUCAGUCUUGGUCUCUCGAGCAGUCACGUCCGAGGCCUAUGUUGGUGGUAUGCUCUUUUGCCUGGGCAUAUUUCUCUCCUUCUACCUGCUUACCGUGCUCCUGGCCUGCUGGGAGAACUGGAGGCAGAGGAAGAAGAGCCUUCUGGUGGCCGUGGACCGAGCCUGCCCAGAAAGCGGUCACCCUCGGGUCCUGGCCGAUUCCUUCCCUGGCAGCUCCCCGUACGAGGGCUACAACUACGGCUCCUUCGAGAAUGGUUCCGGCUCCACUGGAUCCACCGACGGUCUGGUUGGCAGCGCGGGCCCUGGGGACCUCUCCUACAAUUACCAGGACCAUUCCCUCGAUCCUGUGGGCACUCGGCCACGACUGGACUCCCUGAGCUCCGUGGAGGAGGACGACUAUGACACAUUGGCCGACAUCGAUUCAGACAAGAAUGUCAUUCGCACCAAGAAAUACCUCUGCGUGGCUGACCUGGCACGCAAGGACAAACGCGUCCUGCGGAAAAAGUACCAGAUCUACUUCUGGAACAUUGCCACCAUUGCUGUCUUCUAUGCACUUCCUGUGGUGCAGCUGGUGAUCACCUACCAGACGGUGGUGAAUGUCACAGGGAACCAGGACAUCUGCUACUACAACUUCCUCUGCGCCCACCCUCUAGGCAACCUCAGCGCUUUCAACAACAUCCUCAGCAACCUGGGGUACAUCCUGCUGGGGCUGCUCUUCCUGCUCGUCAUCCUGCAGCGGGAGAUCAACCACAACCGGGCCCUGCUGCGCAAUGACCUCUACGCCCUGGAAUGUGGGAUCCCCAAACACUUUGGCCUCUUCUACGCCAUGGGCACGGCCCUGAUGAUGGAGGGGCUACUUAGCGCUUGCUAUCACGUCUGCCCCAACUAUACCAAUUUCCAGUUUGACACGUCAUUCAUGUACAUGAUCGCGGGGCUCUGCAUGCUGAAGCUGUACCAGAAACGGCACCCAGACAUCAACGCCAGUGCCUACAGCGCCUAUGCCUGCUUGGCCAUCGUCAUUUUCUUCUCUGUGCUGGGCGUGGUCUUCGGCAAAGGGAACACAGCAUUCUGGGUCAUCUUCUCGGUCAUUCACAUCAUCGCCACCCUGCUCCUCAGCACACAGCUCUAUUACAUGGGCCGCUGGAAGCUGGACUCGGGGAUCUGCCGUCGCAUUCUCCACGUGCUCUACACGGACUGCAUCCGGCAGUGCAGCGGGCCCCUCUACGUGGACCGCAUGGUGCUGCUGGUGAUGGGCAAUAUUAUCAACUGGUCGCUGGCUGCCUAUGGGCUCAUCAUGCGUCCCAAUGAUUUUGCCUCCUACUUGUUGGCCAUUGGCAUCUGCAACCUGCUUCUUUACUUUGCCUUCUACAUCAUUAUGAAGCUCCGGAGCGGGGAGAGGAUCAAGCUCAUUCCCCUGCUCUGCAUCAUCUGCACCUCGGUGGUCUGGGGCUUUGCACUCUUCUUCUUCUUCCAGGGGCUCAGCACCUGGCAGAAAACCCCUGCAGAGUCACGGGAGCACAACCGGGACUGCAUCCUCCUCGACUUCUUUGAUGACCACGACAUCUGGCACUUCCUCUCCUCCAUCGCCAUGUUUGGGUCAUUCCUGGUGUUGCUGACACUGGACGACGACCUGGACACCGUGCAGCGGGACAAGAUCUACGUCUUCUAGUGGGAGCCGGGCCCCUUGCUUCUCUCACUGGGCCCUUCGCUCCUCUGCCGCACUGCCCAGAGCCUCCGGAGUGCCAGGGGCGUGAGUCCCAGCCCUGCUGCCCAGUGCCAGGUGGCCGUGGGACAGCGAGGUCCAGCCCAGGCUUGGCCCGGGACAGUGGUGGCCUUGAGUCUUGUUCCUGCCCUCUGCCGGGGAGGAGGCCUGCCCCCCUGCAACCCUGGAUGUUGGCCAAAUGGCUGCUUUCUUCUCAGUGUUGGGGCUCUCCACAGGUCUCCGUCCGUCAGCUCUCUGUCUGUCAUCUGCAGAAGAAAGGAGGGAAGUGUUGCCUGCCCAUCUCAUGCCUUGCAUUCUGCCAUUCCUUCCCCUCCCCCCGGCCUGGGACCCAAAGCCCUUUCUUCUUCCCCGAGCUUCCACUCCAGGGCCCUGGUCUGGGGCCUGAUUCUCUGUGCUGCACCAGGGUUCUCCCCACUUCUCCUGGGUCUGCACCUGGUUACCAUCACUGCCCACUCAGCUCAGCCAGGAGGGAUGGGGCUGUCAGAUUGGGGGACUGGCCAGCUGGUGCUGGGCUUUUGGUGCUAAGGCCUGCGAGGGGUCCCAGGCAGUGCUACCUCCCACCUCUGACCUGUGCUCAGGGCUGGCUCUUUAGCAACGGGCGUCAGCCCACCUUGUCAGAACCACCUUUGAUCGAAGGACUGAAUUCAGAGGUCACUUUCGUAUCCCUUCAGCCCCCAGACUGAUGUUGGCACCAGGAUUGGAGGGAAAAAGCAACUCACUUUCCUUCCCUUCCUUGUUCUUUCCAGGCCCUUAGUCCUGCCAAGCCCCAGUUGGGGGCCUUUCAGUGCCAUUGACACUGCCCAAGAAUGUCCAGAGGCGAAGGAGGGGACAUACAAAGAGCCCAGCCAGCCCGCCUCCUCCACGGCCACGGGAGCCCCAGUGCCUAUCUUAGAAAGGGGCUCAGGGAAGGGACAUGACAUUCCCCUCUGUGUCCCUGGUCCAGCCUCACUCUAGGACCCAGGGCUGGCUUCUAAGUUUCCGUCCAGUCUUCAGCCAAGUUCUGUGUCAGUCACGCACAUGCACACAUAUGAAAUCUUGGAGUUUACACGGAGUUGCCCCAGCUCUGGUCCCCCCGGCUGCUCUGCGCCUUGGAUCCUCUUCGCCCUACCUGGUCUGUUCUAGAUGCCAAGGUUGGGGGAGGUCAGGUCGGGCCUCUGCCUUGGGGAUGGGAAUGUGUUUUAUUCUCCUCAGCUUGUUUUUAUAGCUCUCCUUUGGACUGGGGAGAGGAGGAGGGUGGGUCUGGAUCUUUUUUCAGAGCUCCGUUUAAUGUCUGUUUCCAUGCUAUGGUUGCAUUUCUGUUUUCUAUGAAUGAGUCUGCAUUCAAUUAAAGAAACA